AUGGAGCCGUGUGGAACCCUGUCGUUGCCGGCCCCGCUCACGAUAAGGGCAGCUGCGAUUGCAGCGCGCGGGAGCAAGGCUGCUCUGCCACCCACCUACCGUCAGCAGGCUGUCGCAGCAGUCGAGGCAAGACGGCCAAGAUGGGCAUCUGCUGGUGCGGCGGCUACUUGUACAAUGGUCGGCCUGGCUAUGCACGGGGGCAUCCGUUUUCAGGGGCGCCGAAGGCUGUCUCCGCUAUGCCGUGCUGGCAGACGAGGGGCAAAGGCUGCUGCUGCCUCCAAGUAUUAUGAAGUUGUUCCCCGUGAAGGCUGCGCCUUCGGUGCUUCAGUCCGGGGCUUCAGUGUCAAAGAUGUGCUGGAUGACGCAGCUGCUAUGGAACAGAUCCGUUCGGACAUGUACAAAUAUCGCCUUUUGAUUUUCCAUGGGCAAACAGAUCUUAUGCCAGAUGAUCAUAUCAAGCUGAGCGAGCAUUUGGGGUCCCUGGAGCACAUCCUGCACAGACCGCACCCCAAGUCACCAGACCCACGGCUACUUCGUGUGGCCAACGAUGACCGGGAAGGCUUCAUGUCUGUGGGCACGAGUGGCUGGCACGUUGAUGGCGUGAUGUUGCAAGCACCGUUUGCCGCCCAGACCAUGCACCACUUGCAUGCCAUACCUGGUGGGGACACGAUGUUUCUAGGCAUGAACGAGUUCCUGGAAUCUAUGGAUGAGGACCUUCGUGCACUUUGCGAGCGUCUUUGGUUUGUGUCAGGUGUGGGGGAAGAUCUGCAGCAAGGCGAAGGGCAGAUGUCCCUUCUGCCGUUGGUCUACAAGCACCCUUUCAGCGGAGAGAAGACCAUGUGUUUUCACUUGGGUCAGACCUACUGCCUGGGAUUCGUCGAGGAGCAGCCCCUGAACGCGCUGCUAGAUGCCUUUGCCAACGUUAUGACCCGAGGGGACAAGCUCAUGAACGAUGCGCGAUCCUCUCUGAAAAGGGUCCUUGCAGGACCUGAUGACAACUGCCCGUCACAAUUUCGGUUCUUGCCAGCAUUGCCCGUACAGGACUGCCUGCAGAAGGCCAUUGAUGGGAUGGAUCCAGAAACACGCAGCCAGAGCAUUUUGCGAGUGGAGUGGGACAGAGGUGACCUGGCCUUGAUUGAUAACAUGGGCUUGGCGCAUCUUCCAGCCCCUGGCACCCAGUCCUUGCCACUCAUCAGUGGACUUCGAGUCUUCCAUCGAACCACAAUGGUGAACCCGGAGGCUGUAGUUCGAAAUCUUCGCGGUGCACCCUCCGUCCUGCUUGGAGGCACAAGGCGAGAAGGUCCGGUCUCUGAUGAAGCCGUGAAUGAUCCAGACGCGAUGCGCGACAUUCUUCGAGCUUUGAUGGCGGCAGCGCCUAUUAAUGAGGAUGAGCUUGGAGGAGACCAGCGUGGCGGGGAUCUACAAAUUCCGAAGGAUGUGCCUGCGAGAGAGGAGGCGCUACGGGCACUGGAAGAAGCACAGCAACCCCUGGACAUGCUCAAAGAAGUUGAUGCAGAGUUGCAGGCGGCUACCAGCCAGGGCAAUGAGACUCUCACAAAGACACUCAAGAGGCUCAUGAUGGAGUACCAUCCCGACCGCAAUCAAAAUCGAGAGAAGGAGAUCAUCCCCAUAUUCAAGUAUCUGCGUCGGCUGCGCAAAGAGCAGGGGCGUCCGGCUAGCGUCAUGGCGCAGACCAAGGGCCGAGUCGUCGACCGCCUGCGCAAGAAAGCGGCUAAAAUUGCAGUCGGCGUGGGUGAGGAAGUGGCUGGAUGA
Molecule: messenger RNA, 1773 nt
Organism: Symbiodinium pilosum
Lineage: Eukaryota; Dinophyceae; Suessiales; Symbiodiniaceae
Source: the annotation of a GenBank genome assembly